GAAAAGAAAAUAGAGGACGAAAUGGGGUUUCGUGGGUUUUGAUUCAUUCAUUCACGGCUCUUACAUUGGGAGGAACACGUGGGUUGGAAGACAAAGUCUGAAGAGAACAUGGGAAUGAUUGAAUAACCUUCAAAACUCUCUCUGUACUUACUUGCACUCAUUAAUUAACUCAUUUUAUUAAAUAAUUUAAAAUAUUUCUUAGUUGCACUUGCACUACCUCACUCACAUGUGCCAUCCUUGCCUUAGGCAUUCUAAUUCCUUAUUUAAACACAAACAUUUUGUGCUUUCAAACCACAAUUAAUGUAAAUACAAAAUCUUAAAUUGCAUUGUUGUAUCCUUUUUCACUUGGGAUUUUAAGCAUUCAGCAAAUCAAGAACAAAAUGACCAAACUUAUUAUGUUUAUUUUGGGCACCCUCAUUGGAUUAUGUUGUUUCACAUUAAAUUCCUAUGCUUUCAUAGCUUCAGGAUGGAAUAAAGGCCAUGCCACAUUUUAUGGCGGCAGUGAUGCCUCAGGCACUAUGGGAGGGGCUUGUGGUUAUGGGAAUCUGUAUUCAGCAGGGUAUGGGACAAGAACAGCUGCAUUGAGUACUGCUUUGUUUAAUGAUGGAGCUUCUUGUGGGGAAUGUUACAAAAUUAUUUGUGAUUAUAAGACAGAUCCAAGAUGGUGCAUAAAAGGAAGAUCUAUUACCAUAACAGCCACAAAUUUCUGCCCUCCUAAUUUUGAUCUUCCUAACAAUGAUGGAGGAUGGUGCAAUCCACCUCUCAAGCAUUUUGAUAUGGCUCAACCAGCUUGGGAAAAAAUUGGAAUCUACAGAGGAGGGAUCAUCCCUGUCUUAUACCAAAGGGUACCUUGUAAAAAGCAUGGAGGAGUUAGGUUCACUGUAAAUGGGAGGGACUAUUUUGAGCUAGUGUUGAUCAGCAAUCUAGGUGCUGCUGGAUCAAUUCAAUCUGUAUCCAUUAAAGGCUCCAAAACAGGUUGGAUGUCUAUGUCAAGAAAUUGGGGUGCUAAUUGGCAAUCAAAUGCUUAUUUGAAUGGUCAAUCUUUGUCUUUCAAAGUCACAACAACUGAUGGAGUAACAAGAUCUUUCCAAAAUAUUGUUCCUUCUAAUUGGGCAUUUGGUCAAACUUUCUCUAGCAAGCUCCAAUUCUAAAUAAGGACACUCUAAAGUUAUGGGUUUAAUUUUUGAUUCAAGAUUUUUACAUAAUCGAUUAUCAGAACGGCUGAGGCGUGCUUUUUUUUUAUUUGAUUGGAGCAGCCCGCCACCCCUAUUCUGGUUUGGUGGAUGGAUUAAACUCAUCAAGUUCAAGCCCUUGAUUAAGCCACAUGGCUUGCAUGAAUUGUUAUUCUUAUGAAUAAUAACAAUCAUCAUCAUCAUCAUAUUAUUUGAAGCUUCUCUCGAGUCUCAAGCAUGUAGAAAUUAAUAAGCAUUUUUCAAGUUUAUAUAUUUUAUAGUAUAAAAUCAUGAAUAGUACUAUUGUUCUAGUUCUAGCUUCUUUUUUUUGGACGGAUACUAUUGUUCUAGCUGUACUGAUGAGUUGGGAAAUUAUUGAUUUCCUAAGAUAUUUCAAUUAAUAUAGUGUUGUUGGUUGUCA
This is a messenger RNA of Trifolium pratense (red clover), 1593 nucleotides long. RefSeq names its product expansin-A11. The coding region runs from base 381 to 1151 and encodes 256 amino acids. The transcript is spliced from 3 exons. Gene Ontology annotation, biological process: plant-type cell wall organization. The record is from RefSeq and is a predicted model, not a curated record. NCBI's taxonomy places the organism in Eukaryota, Viridiplantae, Streptophyta, Magnoliopsida, Fabales, Fabaceae. Gene Ontology annotation, cellular component: extracellular region.